UAUGGCAGUUUUUCCACUUUACUAAUGCUCUCAGAGUGACACAGGCGUCACGGGCCCAUUAACCAUGAUUGUAACCAGCUGGUAAUUUUUAUAGGUAGCCAUUUUGUACUGCAGCUGUGGGGUGACGUAAGGAUGCUAAAUGCGGAUGGAGAACUUUAUCCUGUACGAGGAGCUUGAGGCAGGCAGUAGCUCUGUUGUCUAUAAAGGAAGAAGGAAGGGCAAUCUUAAUUAUGUGGCCAUCAUCUGCACUGACAAAGCCAAGAGACCUGAGAUCACUAACCAUGUUCGUCUCAGUCAUGAUCUGGAUCAUCCCAACAUCGUGUCCUUCUAUGAGUGGUACGAGACAAGUAACCACCUCUGGUUGGUAGUGGAGCUCUGUACAGGUGGUUCCAUGGAGUCUGUGAUUAGUCAGGAUGGAUGUCUGUCAGAAGAUGUAGUGAGGAGGUUUGGAUGGGACUUGGUCAAAGGACUGAAACACAUACAUGAAUUAGGAAUCAUUUUCUCCGACUUGACCCCAGCUAAGAUUCUACUGGAUGGUAGUGGCAUCCUGAAAUUCAGUAACUUUCGACUGUCCAAGGCGGAGGGAGAGACAGUGGAGGAUUUCUGUACUUUGCUCUCUACAGCUGAGGAGCCAGGGGAAGGAGAUGACAAGGAUAACUUUGACAACAUGAGAAAAAGAUUACAAGGUUCUCCAACUUACAGCGCUCCAGAGGUUUUGCAAGGAUCAGAAACCAGUAUGAGCUCUGAUCUCUGGGCUCUAGGGUGUAUUCUCUACUACAUGUACACUGGUAAACCUCCUUUCUGUUCUGAUAGUUAUACUGAACUAACAGAGAUGAUUUUAUAUCAGGAACCACCACCUCCCAGACAGACAGGGUUUUCAGCCAGUCCUCCCAGUGAGGACUUCCAGAAUCUUCUGAAAGCUUUGCUUAACAAAAACCGAGAUAAGAGGAUGAACUGGCCAGAGUUGCUUGACCACCCUUUCUGGACUCAAGUACUGAUGGAGGAAAAAGAUGUGGAAGAGAGUGAAGAUGACGGUGAAGAUGGGGAUUGGGAGGAAAAUAAUUGCUCUGAGGAAGUUGAUCCAGCAAGCUUGAGACAGGCAAGGAUUCCUGACCCUUUACAACCAGCACAGGCAGAUGCGCAUCACAACAGUCACUUAGCCAUCACCCAGCCGGCCCAUAAGACUUGUCAGAGACUAAUCUCAUCACAGACAAUGGGAGCAACAACUGACAGACCAUCUGAGAGAUUGACUGAACAAGUUGUCAGACACACUACCUGUGGAGCCUUAAGUAACAACCAGGGCUUGGAUAGAGAGGUGGGAAAGGAGAGAAGAGGGAAGGGGCCGGCAAUGGCAGAGGAUGACCACAAGCUAACUGGGGGCCAGCAGAUGGUCCAAACACUACAGCCCCACAAGUCAUUCACACUAGAUAAUGUAUCAGAGCUCAGGCCAAAGAGUGGUGUGGAUGAGGACAACACUGAGGCCAUUUUUCUGCUCAGCUCCCAUGCAAACUCAAGAAGGAGUUGCAGUACCUUGGACUCUCUGAAACAGAACCCAGUACCUCAGGCCAGUACUCGUACCGACAUUACAUCCUGUGUUAAAACACUUCUCCGUACUGACUCAGAUCUGACUGUCACGCCAAUAAUGGAUAACCCUAAGAUUUUUAAGAGUCCUCCUGUGCGAUUCGAUCCUAAAACCCUUUGUGUUCCAGUGUAUUCAGUUGAGAAACUGCAGUCCGUUAGUGAUGAAGACUGGACUGUCUUCAUCAUACAGCUCUGUUCAUCCCUUGAAGAACAGAAUCCCUCCACUCCUCUGUCCUCUUCCUCCACCAUUGCUCAUCCUCCUUCCACAGCCACUCGCUCCAAACUCAACCUGCUCUGUUACCUCUGCUGUGUAGCUGUGCAUAAAGUUAUUGCAAACAAGCUGAUUAACUCAACACUGCUCCCAGUAUUGACCCAGCAGCUACGACAAGCUCCUAACUGGGAUGUACGGAGCAAGGUUCUCAGAGUGAUGGGUCUACUGGCUCUGCACUGUACUGAGCUCAAAGAGGACAGUCCUGUUUCUGAGGCUGUGUCCACGUUGACAGACCUGUUGAGGGAUAAUCUGAGGAACAGUAAAGUAAAGCAGUUUGUGCUGCCAACACUUGGGGAGUUCCUCUACCUCAUCGCAUCUCAGGAAGAGAAGAGAGGCUCCCCAGAGGGACUGUGGUUCGUUCCCGCUGCCGCCUACACUGGCUUAAUGAGGAGCCUGCGGGAAGGGGAUGAUUCCAUAGUUCAUCAUAUUAUUGCAAAAACUAUAGAGAACAUCUCCACCACUGUUUCUGGAUCCUCCCACCACCUGGUCACAGCAGAGAUAGGCUCCGCCCUGUGGCACCUGUUCACUCACUCCACUGUGGAGGCUGUCAGAGUCACUGCCAUCUCCUCUCUUUCUAGGCUAACCCAGGUGGUCCCAGCAGUCUUCUUGUCAGUGAUUGACACAUGUGGCCCUGCGGCCAUCUUUGAGGAUGUGGGUGGAGCAGGGGCCAGGGUCCAGCAGCACCUGCUCACUGCUAUUGCUGCUGCCUUAGUCACCUCACGCAUCCAAACACACCGCAUCUCACAAACCAGGGAUUUGGUGUUGAAGGUGCUACGCUGUCUAGAGAGUCCAUCUGCAGUAACAAGAGGCAAAGCAUUACUACUACUGCUGCUACUAAUGCAGGACAACUCACACACACUGCUUUAUUGCUGUCAGCACAGACUUGUCAUGUACCUAGAGAGAGACCUGCGCAAAGCUACACCUCUAAGAGAGAACCUCAGCCAAUCAGGAUAUCUGUCUCAGUGUCUGGACUUAGUGAUUGUAUAUCUGAGUAGCACUGCACCACUGAUACUGGAGGAUGUCUUGUGUGCAUUGAAAGAUGUGAUUGGGAGGAGACACCCAUCUACAACCCAGAGCAGACAGCUUAAACACACUCUCCCUACAAUGUCUGUACUGCUGGAACUUCUUUCAUCACAGGUCUUUCGAUCUCAAAUUGUAAUUGAAGAGUUUCUGGCUCAGACUGGUUUGCUGCUUAACUAUAUCACCUUUAUAGAGUCCAGUGAAACAAAUCUGGCCAGUGCCGUGGGUGUAGCAGUAUGUGAGGAAUUGAUUAGGACAUCGCUAUCCAUUGCAGAAGUCCUGAGUCAGCACCAUGCUCUCAUCACUCCCCAUCAUAGUGUUGUUGUGGAUGCCAUCCUGCCUCCUCUGACAACACUGGCUUUCAGCAGAAACGUGGAGUGGUCUGUGUUUGUUUUGAGGGUGUUGUCCGAACUCAGUCUUGUCCUGCUGGCCCAGGACGGUGAUGGUCCUGAUGAAGAUGAGAAGACAGCUGAAAAAACAGAGAGAAGAGAGGAAGGAGAAAGAGCAGCAGAAGGAAGAGAUGAAGGAAACUCUUCCAGUCAAAUCUCGGCUCUCAUUACUAAAUCUCUGCUUCCAAGGUAUGAGUCUCUUCUUCGAGCAACAGAGCCUGUCCCGCUCUACGCACUCAAACUGCUGGUAUCACUGACUGAACACAGCAUGCAGAUCUGCAGGUUGAUCAAAUGCAGUAGGAUCCUACCAACAGUUUUUCAACUCAUAAUGGCUAACAGUGAUAAUGUUAACAAUGGGAUGGUCCAAAAUGCAGUUGCCUUGCUAUGUAAUCUUAGUGGAGACACAGUCUUGGAUCUGGAGCCACUACACCAGCAAGGUCUAAUAGAGGUGAUUGUAAAUACCCUCUCAGAAGCUGCAGUGAACCACUCAGAUGGAGAGGGGCAGGCCAUGAGGAAGACUGGCCAUCUUGUGUUACAGGCUCUUCUGGAACUGCUUCACAACACACUAAAACAAACAUCGGCUGUUGUUCGCUCUGCACUUCAGAGCCAGAGGCUAUCUUGUCCAGCAGUAGAGAUGGAGGCAGCAGAGAAGCUGCUCCUAGCCAACAGACCCCUGAGCCUACUCAGCACACAGCUCAUUCACAUGCUGUCCACUGAAAACCAGGAGGUAUGGGAGGAGUCUAUUCAGUGUCUGUCCCUAUUGGUCCAGCUGUACAGUGGAGAGGGUCAUGACUGCCUGUCACCCUCUUGCCUGCAAAGCUUCUCACACACGCUGCGUACUCACAUGCAUACCGAGACCCUCCGAAUACAGCGCACAACCCUUAGGAUCAUCAAACGACUGGUGCAGACUACAGACAGAUCUGAUUGGUUAGAAUGUCCUGAAGGGGCGGAGCUUGUGAGUCAACUGCGAGAUAUGACUACGUCCAACAGGUGCACGUUUCUGCUCGUGUGUUUAAGUUUGUGUGUGUAUCAUAGAAAAUAUCCAUUAUUAAAAUAAUGAAAUAUUUUUUCUUCUUGAUUUUAGUAUAACAGGCAUUUUGCAAUACAGACAAAUUAAUUAGACAGUGGCAAAACAAGACUUUUUAGAUGUCAUGGUGUGCAGCUGUGUUUGGUCUGGUGUGUAUACAAUACAUGUCUGUCCAUUUAAGGUUCUCAUUUCUAUCUGUAGUGUGUGUAUGUCUGUAUGUUUGUUAUUGGUACCUCAAAGGAUACCACUAACAAAUCAUUUUGGAUUUUGACAUGUCUCCUCCAGCUCUCUCCCUCAUCUUAUUAUUUUCAUGCAUGUCUGAACAUGUCUGUACUACACAUGUCAAAACUGAUCUUUUUCUAGUUGUUAAUUGAAAGGAUGCAAGCUUCUAUGUGAGGCAUAAAGUGUCAGCUUAAUGCCUCAUAGAAUUAUGAUAAAAGAUUAAAUGUAUACAUUUAUUAAA
Molecule: messenger RNA, 4751 nt
Organism: Lates calcarifer (barramundi perch)
Lineage: Eukaryota; Metazoa; Chordata; Actinopteri; Centropomidae
Gene: ulk4
Product: unc-51 like kinase 4
Exons: 36
Coding region: 140-4318 (1392 amino acids)
Biological process (GO): protein phosphorylation
Molecular function (GO): ATP binding; protein kinase activity
Source: RefSeq, a predicted model, not a curated record